CAUCGAUAUUCUCAAUUCUCAAGAACAAGCCAUUUUGAUUUACUUCCAUUACACAGUAUCUUUCUUCUUCAUCUCCAACCAGAAACUGGUUUUUUUCAAUAUGGGGAACUAUGUUUCGUGCACUUUAUCAACCCCGGGAAGCAAGAAUUUGAGAGCGAUCAAGGUGAUCUUUCCCGGCGGCGAGAUCAAGGAGCUUCGAGCUCCGAUCAGGGCGGCCGAGCUGAUGCUCGAGAAGCCGAACUUCUUCGUGGUGAACGCGCGUGCCCUUCAGAUUGGACGGCGGUUUUCCGCUCUCAGCGCUGACGAAGAGCUCGAGUUUUCCAACGUUUACGUGAUGUUCCCCAUGAAGAGGCUUAACUCUAAGGUGACCGGCGCCGACAUGGGCUCGUUGUUGCUCACGGCUAACGCUGCCGUGAAGAAGGUUAGUGGUGGGAAGGCGAGAGUCUUGCCGGAGAGUUACAGUAAUAAUAACGACAGCGUGGAGGAGAAAGAAAGUAAUGAUAUGGCGGCGCCGUCGCCGGCGGUGAAGUUGGAGUUAGAUGACAUAGAAGAAUUCUCGAGGCCGGAGUUCAUGCACAGGUUAUCUAUGUGCAGGUCGAAGAAGCCAUUGUUGGAGACAAUAACAGAAGAACCUGUUUGUUCAAGAUGAAGAUCAUCGAAUCAAAAGCUCUGAUCUCCUGAAGAAGUUGUGAUUGGGGGUGGCAUGUUCCAUGGUAAUUAUGAGGGACACGACAUCGUUUUAAGUUUCCUUUUUAUUUUAUUUUUUGGCUUUUGCCAGCUAGAAAUAUUCGUUUAAUUACCUAUUAUAGGUGUUUUUCCCACCAAUUUGGGGCAUCACUAUUGCUUUAUAAGCAAGUUUUUCCAUUUGGUGUGGGUUAGGAAAAAAAAGCUU
Messenger RNA from Neltuma alba, 892 nucleotides. RefSeq lists its product as uncharacterized. NCBI's taxonomy places the organism in Eukaryota, Viridiplantae, Streptophyta, Magnoliopsida, Fabales, Fabaceae. Bases 101 to 649 code for a protein of 182 amino acids. The record is from RefSeq and is a predicted model, not a curated record. The transcript has a single exon.